GUGAGAGGGAAGGGAGCAGCCCGGUGCGCGUGUGGAUGUGCAGCGCGCGCCUUUGUGGGAGCCGGGAGACCCGCUUUGUGACUUCAGCGGCUCCGUAACAGAGCCCGAGCCGCCCGCCCCGGCUGCGCCCCGCGCCCGGCCGGCGGGGCAGGAUGCUCUGCUUCAUGCCGGGAGUGGCCUUCGUCCCCGCGCUGCUCGUCUGCUGGUCCUCGGCCGCCUUCAUCAUCUCCUAUGUGAUCGCCGUGCUCGGGGGCCACGUCGAGCCGCUCCUGCCCUACAUCAGUGACACAGGAACAAAACCUCCAGAAAGUGGCGUCUUUGGGUUUAUGAUUAAUAUUUCAGCAUUUUUAGGUGCAACUACAAUGUACAUCAGAUAUUUGAUAUUAGAGAAGCAAAACGAAUCAUCAAAUUUUAUGAGUUCUUUAUGUAACUUAAUUACAUUAUGUAUUGGAUUGCUGGGCUGUUUUGGAAUGGGCAUUGUUGCAAAUUUUCAGGAGUUAGCGGUUCCCAGCGUCCAUGACGGAGGAGCUCUUGUGGCUUUUGUCUCUGGUGUUGUGUACAUUACACUCCAGUCCAUCAUUUCUUUCAAGUCAUGUCCACAAUGGAACAGUCACAGUACAUGUUACAUAAGGAUGGCCAUUGCUGUGGUGUCAUGCAUGGCUGUCAUUCCCAUGAUUGUAUGUGCAUCAUUAAUUUCGAUAAAAAUUGACUGGAUUCCAGGUGAAAAGGAUUAUACUUAUCAUUUGGUGAGUGCAAUCUGUGAAUGGACAGUGGCCUUUGGUUUUAUCUUCUUCUUCUUAACCUUCAUUAGAGAUUUUCAGGGAGUUACCUUAAGGAUAUUAACAGAAAUACAAGACGUCUUCUGACAAUAGGAAAAUUAUAUUUUAAUCAAUGAACAUUGUAGGAAUUUUUUUUUUAUUAAAGAAACUGUUGCAGCGAAACAAGAGAUUUCAAUGCUGAUACACCACGAAACCACUGCAUCAAACCGCAGUCUGCAUAAUCCUAUUUCUGGACACCUUUUUAAUAUUAACAAUAUUUGUAAAUUUACUUUUUCCUUGAAUGGGCU
Molecule: messenger RNA, 1066 nt
Organism: Pelodiscus sinensis (Chinese soft-shelled turtle)
Lineage: Eukaryota; Metazoa; Chordata; Testudines; Trionychidae
Gene: DRAM1
Product: DNA damage regulated autophagy modulator 1
Biological process (GO): regulation of autophagy
Cellular component (GO): lysosome
Source: RefSeq, a predicted model, not a curated record